Molecule: messenger RNA, 453 nt
Organism: Aureobasidium vineae
Lineage: Eukaryota; Fungi; Ascomycota; Dothideomycetes; Dothideales; Saccotheciaceae
Source: the annotation of a GenBank genome assembly
AUGUCCCACGUCAAAGAUGCUACAGAUCAAUUCAGAGAGCUUUCGCAAUGGUUACACCAACAGAUCAACGCUCUGCGAGACCAAGGGAACGAAAACCAUACUACCCUUCUGGAAGGCCAGGACAACAUCAAAAACGUCCUAUACCAAAUUCGAAGUUCACAGUACCAGAUUCGAGACCAACAGCGCAUCUUAGAGAGCAAGUUAGACGAUCAAGCAAACGAGAUCUCUCAGCUGCGUAUUCUGUAUGAGAAAGAGCAGUCCCGCUCGAAGCCGAAGCCUGGUACCAACGAGCGUUCCUUGAAGAGGGAAAGAACAUCUCGAAAACCGAAUCCAAAGCGUGUUCGGAGGUCGAAUCAGCAGGACCGUAUUGGAGAGGCAGAACCAAAUGGUGGAACGGAUCGACGACGAUCUUCGAGAAUAGCACAUGCGAAUGAGGGGAUAGCCAAGACGUGA